AUGUGGAGAGAGACUAGUGAUUUGAGAACUGCUCAGAUAAAGAAUUUGAUGAGCCAACUAGGAACUAAGCAGGACUCAAGCAAGCUACAGGAAAAUCUGCAACAGUUACAGCACUCUACAAAUCAGCUCGCCAAGGAAACAAAUGAAUUACUGAAGGAAUUAGGGUCCUUGCCUCUUCCCUUAUCUGCUUCAGAACAGCGCCAGCAAAAACUUCAGAAAGAACGCCUCAUGAAUGACUUCUCUGCAGCCUUAAACAACUUCCAGGCUGUUCAGAGAAGGGUAUCUGAAAAGGAAAAGGAGAGCAUUGCCAGAGCAAGAGCUGGAUCUCGUCUCUCGGCGGAGGAGAGGCAAAGAGAGGAGCAGCUCGUCUCAUUUGAUGGCCAUGAGGAGUGGAACCAGAUGCAGAGCCAGGAGGAUGAGGUGGCCAUCACCGAACAGGAUCUGGAACUUAUUAAAGAGAGAGAAACAGCAAUUCGGCAGCUGGAGGUAAGAGCCAGGUCGUGUUUUUUGUUUGACUCCAUGUAUCUGCACUCCAGUCCACCUGCAUUUUCUCUCAGCGAUUAUGAAAAAGCAUGAAAUGAGUCCUAAUGU
Leptonychotes weddellii (Weddell seal) is the source of this 591-nucleotide messenger RNA. The record is from RefSeq and is a predicted model, not a curated record. Lineage: Eukaryota; Metazoa; Chordata; Mammalia; Carnivora; Phocidae.